UGUGUGCACGGCCACGAAGUAUUCCACGCCACUUUAAGACGACCGACUCGUCACAGUGGCUGGAAAACGCGAUUUUUUGGGGGGAAUGGUCCGUGCUAUUAAUAUUAAUAAUAACCGAAGCAGCAGCGGCACGACGGAGAUCCUCAUCCACUCAUCAAAUGUGAGGACUAUCGUGUGGACGCUCACAUGGCGCAGGAAGAGGACCAACACACCCUGCGGGCUAAAUUUUAUGCUGCGGUUAAAGUGAUCUGCAGCCUGCCGAACGAAGGUCCCUUUCAGCUGUCGGAUGACAUGAUGCUGAUGUUCUUUAGCUACUACAUGCAGGCCACCUCGGGCCCUUGCAGCUACGCAAGACCUUUUGGGUUCUGGGAGUCGCAAGAACAAGCGAAAUGGGAUGCAUGGAGUUCUUUAGGAAAUAUGACCAAGGAGGACGCCAUGAAGCAUUAUGUUGAAAACAUCCAGCUGAUUUUGGAGACCAUGCCCGUCUCAAAUGAAGUCGCUGAGCUGGUUCAGAAGCUCGGCAAUUUCUACACGGACGUGGUGGAGGACGAAGGUGAAAGGGAUGAGAUGGACAGCAGACUUUUCACAAGGCCGUUUGCGCAGCAAGCAGAUGAGCUGGUCACUCCGAGGAAACCUGCAAUGGAAGGCUACGGAGAUCUGUGGAAUGAUAUACAAGACGUUCAAGAAAAGGACAGUGUUCAAAGCGUGAGCUUCAAUCCGGUCGAGGAUGCUAAUGAAUAUCUGGGAGAAGAGGACAUACAUGAAGAAAAUGAGACUGACAAUGAUGAAGACAAGUCGGAUGUAAAAGAGUGGAGCCUUGAGGACAAAGAGUGGCGGUGUGACACCAGAACUUACAGCAGCGCCUUUGAGCUGAGCACGUCCUCCUCCACUAACGCCCACAGCUCCCUCAACAGCGAGGUGGAGGAGGAGGAGCUGGUGUGCUUUACUGAGCCCAGCAUACGGUGUAUCCCUACCGACAUGCGCUUUAAUGGACCCGUGAGCGAUCAAAAAUAUAUUAAGAAGCACUAUCCUCCUGCAGAUUCUGAUCAGGAGGAGUUUUGUGAUUCCAAUGAGCAUGUGACCAUGGACAAGACGCUUCCUACAUCCGCAAUUCAGUCCACGGUAUCUCCUGCCGCUUCAGUGAGGGAACAAGAGCUUUGGUUUGAGAGUUCCUCCGCCCUUAAAGCAGAAGGUGGUUCCCUCCUCAGAAGAGAGUCUCGCGUUCAAGAACCUCACAAUGCGACUUUCAUCAGAGAGUCCCCAAUGACCGCUUGCAACUCCCUGUUGUUGUUGCCGGCGUGUGACGGUGUGUCACCGUGCGCACACCGCACCGCUUUGCCGCCGGCCUUUGACGGAGUGUCGCCGUGCGCACGCUCCAGCGGCGCUUCCUGGGGGAACGUCAACGAGCAAAUAGCCGCGGCUCUGUUCAGGCUGCAGGACGACAUGGCCCACGUGCUGCACCGCCUGCACACGCUGGAGGAGCUCAGUGUGGCGCAGGUGAAGGAGUCAAGGUCAUCUUCAUUAAGGUGUGAGGACUCUCUACCUGCAGCACACAAGUUCUCUUUACAGUUUCGGAAACCUUCCUGGUGGCCAUUUGACCAUUCGCCAGUUACAGUGGUGAUGACCGCACUCUGGCCUGCUAUUGCAUAUGGACUAGUCCAGCUUUAUUCACGCCGGAAAAGACGGAAAAUGACUUGAAUUCAUCCUGGGACUUCACAUCAUCAUGUUGGAAAAAGCUUAAAAUCAAAUACUCCAGAUUUGAGAGUAUUGUGAGCGCGUUAGAAAGAUUUGGAUUUCAGCGUCAUGUGUCGAGCUUUUCAAUAGUCGUGUUGUUUAAUGUGUAAAUGAUUCAGCUUUAAAAUGGGUAUACUUUCAGGAUAUAUUUUCUGCAACUGUUGCAUAUGUAAGCAUUUAUAUGCAUUUGUAUUUAAAAAAACAAGCAUUGUAUUUUCAAUUAAGGAAAACUUAAAUUAACUAUUUAUAUGCCCGAAAGAGUCUCACUGGUUAUUUAUUCUUUUACUGUAAUUCGACGAAAAAAACUGAAUAUUAGUAAAGUAGAUAUUAGAUUUUACAAUGCAGUAGUUUUGUUUGGCAGAAACAUAAUAAAGACAAUCUUUAUGUAGUAUUUGAUGAUCUGUUUUAUUGUUGAUUGCAUUGUCAACAGGGAACGCACCAACCAGAGACUCUAACUGGGCGGUUUUCGACCAAAGAUUUAGUCGAAUCUGAGUUUUUUAGAUUUUGCUCAUUGUGACAAUCAGUUGACUCUUUGGUUAUGUACGUGAAUCAAAAGGUACUUAGGAAAGGAAUGCAGUCUUUCAUUAAAGUAAACAAAACAAACAUGUCAUUUGUGACUUUAUUUACCUCCAAAAGGUCUAAGCCACAGUUUGUGAGGUCUGCUCCGCCGCACAAGAGGACAUCAUACUUGACUAAAUAGAGGAAGUUGGUCCUAACGAUGGAUUUAACGUCAUACGAUACGAUUCAAGGUUGAAUCUUCGACUAUUUGAAGACAGCCCUAGACUGUUGUGUACCUAGUACCCCUCCCUAUACACAGAACAUGUACUCUGCGUUUAUCCAUGGGAGCCCUUUUCUGCGUUAAUAAGCGCAUGUAAAAUGUAGUUUUGUUUGACAGAAACAUAAUAAAGACAAUCUUUAUGUGGGGUUUUAUCUAUUUUAGUGUUGAUUGUAUUGUCAACAAGGAAACAAAGUAAACAACCAGAGACUCUAGCUGGACUAAAGAUUUUCAUAGUCUAUCCUGAUUCGUUAGUUUUUGCUCAUUGCGACGAUCCGUCGACUCGUUAGCUAUACGGUAAUCAAAAGGUACUUAUUAAAACAAUGCAGUCUUUCAUUAAAGUAAACAAAACAAACAUCUCUUAUGUGAAUUGUUUUCCUCCAAAAAGGUCUAAACCACAGUUUGUGAGGUCUGGUCUGACGCACAAGAGGACAUCAUACUUGACUAAAUGGGGGAAGUAAAAGUCAUAACGAUGGAUUUAAUAUCCGACGAUACGACUGUGAGGUUGAAUCUUCGACUAUAUGAAGACCGCCCUAGACGGUCGUGUACCUAGUACCUGGGGCCCGCCCCUCCCUAUACACAGAUCAUGUACUCUACGUAGGGCUCGUUUAUCCAUGGGGGCCCUUUCUACGUUAAUAAGCACAUGUAAAAUGUAGUUUUGUUCCAUAGAAACAUAAUAAAGACAAUCUUCAUGUAGUAUUUUAUCCAUUUUAUUGUUGGUUGCUUUGUCAAUAAGGAAACAAAGGAAACAACCAGAGACUCUAGCUGGGCUGGUUUCGACUAAAGAUUUUCAUAGUGGAUUCUGAUUUGUUAGUUUUUGCUCAUUG
Entelurus aequoreus (snake pipefish) is the source of this 3336-nucleotide messenger RNA. Its product is annotated as acyl-CoA-binding domain-containing protein 5-like. Gene Ontology annotation, biological process: autophagy of peroxisome; fatty acid metabolic process. Lineage: Eukaryota; Metazoa; Chordata; Actinopteri; Syngnathiformes; Syngnathidae. Gene Ontology annotation, molecular function: fatty-acyl-CoA binding. The transcript is spliced from 14 exons. Gene Ontology annotation, cellular component: peroxisome. The record is from RefSeq and is a predicted model, not a curated record. Bases 187 to 1698 code for a protein of 503 amino acids.